AUGCCUUCCCUGCCCAGCUCCAAUGGCAGAAGCCCUGCAGCUGGAAGAACCAGGAGGAUUGUCCUUGAUGCCCAGGAAAUAAUGCAGCCCAGUUGCACUCCUGGAUGCAGCCUGGGACCUCGCACACGGAACCUGGCCCGGUCCGGAGCCCCACCCCCACCUCCUAGCGUUCACCCAGCCCUAGAGGCGGCCAAACCUUUAUCCCCGAAGCCCAGAGCUCCCCGCCCCCCACCCUCCACCCCCAGCCCGAGCGCUCCUCCCCGACGCCCCAUUCCCGGCCUCCGCCUCCACUUUCCCCUUUGCGCAUCCCUUCGGCUGAUGCACCCGCUCGGCUGCACCCCCUCCAGCCCCACUCACUCUGCUCCAGUCCCCUCCAGCCCGGCGCCUCCCCCAGCAGCCCCCACCUCCUUCCCCGCCCCGCCUCUAGCCCCAGGAGUCUCCCAGUUCGGCCACCGGAGGCCGCCCUUCUGGACUCACCGUGCGGGGCCGGAGGUCGAGGGCCCGGGAAGGGUGCCCGGGGCGGGGGUCGCUGCAGCUUCAGCAGCUGUAACAACACCGCGGAGGCAGCCACCCCGCUGGCAGCCCCUGCCGAAUCAGGGCCCCGCGCCGGAGCCGGUGACGUCACCGCCCAGCGCCGGCCCGCCGGAUGCCUCCUGGGAGUUGUCAGAAUUUUUCCGCUACACCUCACUACCUCCGCCCUGGCCGAAGAGUGGCUCCUCCAUAAACGAACUAGCCCGUUGCCCUGCCGAGCCUGCGUGGAAGCGGGCUUUUCACGACGACGGUUACGAUGAGAGUCUGGAGGGCAGAGAUCGCAGCCUGUGGACAGCAUCCUACUCCACUCCAGGACUAUGCCAAUCUGUGGCCAUGCUCCCACCAGGCAGUCACCUCCUGUCCCUCUUGCUGGUAAUAGGCACAAGGAGUACUGUGCCCAGCCCCUGGGUACCUCCCCAGGGAUGCUACGUGGCAGAGGAAGCCGGUGAGCGGACCUUCCGCUGCAGCCAGGCAGGCCUGAGUGCUGUGCCCCCAGGCAUCCCCAACGACACCCGCAAGCUCUACUUGGAUGCCAACCGGCUGGCAUCAGUGCCAGCUGGUGCCUUCCAGCACCUGCCUGUUCUGGAGGAGCUGGAUCUAUCCCAUAAUGUCCUUGUCCACCUCUCAGGGGCCGCUUUCCAGGGCCUGGCUGGGACGCUGCGCCACCUCGACCUCUCUGCCAACCAGCUGGCCUCAGUGCCUGUGGAGGCCUUCAUGGGGCUGCAGAUCCAAGUGAACCUGUCCGCCAACCCUUGGCGCUGCGACUGUGCCCUCCAGGAGGUGCUUAGGCAGGUGAGGCUGGCACCGGGCACUGGGACAGGCAUCGUGUGUGGCCCGGGAGCCCGACCAGACCUCGUGGGGCAGGAGUUCCUGCCACUGGCAGGGGAGGAAGAACUGUGUGGGACGGGGCGGGGCGGGGCCCGGCGGAGCACUGACGUGGCCCUGCUGGUCACCAUGGGGGGCUGGUUGGUACUUGUGGUGGCUUAUCUGGUCCACUACGUGUGGCAGAACCGGGAUGAGACCCGACAUCCCCUCAAGCGAGCCCCUUUGUUGCCCGUGCGCUCCGAGGACUCCUCCACCCUCAGCACAGUGGUCUGA
This is a messenger RNA of Equus quagga, 1629 nucleotides long. RefSeq names its product leucine rich repeat containing 3C (gene LRRC3C). The record is from RefSeq and is a predicted model, not a curated record. The transcript is spliced from 4 exons. Gene Ontology annotation, molecular function: potassium channel activator activity; transmembrane transporter binding; voltage-gated potassium channel activity. Gene Ontology annotation, cellular component: voltage-gated potassium channel complex. Bases 1 to 1629 code for a protein of 542 amino acids. Lineage: Eukaryota; Metazoa; Chordata; Mammalia; Perissodactyla; Equidae.